GUCAGUAUUCAUAUUUUAUCACCUGGCAAGUGAGUGAUCCUGCACCUACAACUUUAGGCGUUAUUAAUAUACGUAACGCAGACAACAAUAAAGUCAUCGUAAUAGACGAUAGAGCAAAUCUUACCAAUCCUACUCACAAUAAAGCAUGGAUAGUUAACGUUGUACCCGGUUCCUAUUUCUUUGAGAUCUAUGAUGAUAGCACUAUUGCAAACUCUAGUACAUUCCAAGUUAUUGAUCGCAACUCUUCUUGCCCCUACG
Molecule: messenger RNA, 258 nt
Organism: Acaulospora morrowiae
Lineage: Eukaryota; Fungi; Glomeromycota; Glomeromycetes; Diversisporales; Acaulosporaceae
Source: the annotation of a GenBank genome assembly